This is a messenger RNA of Rhopilema esculentum, 4956 nucleotides long. RefSeq lists its product as uncharacterized. Gene Ontology annotation, molecular function: chromatin binding; histone acetyltransferase activity; transcription coregulator activity. The record is from RefSeq and is a predicted model, not a curated record. Lineage: Eukaryota; Metazoa; Cnidaria; Scyphozoa; Rhizostomeae; Rhizostomatidae. Gene Ontology annotation, cellular component: chromatin; nucleus. Gene Ontology annotation, biological process: regulation of transcription by RNA polymerase II.
AUGGAACAGAAGGAAAUUAAUGAUUUAGGUUUUUCUAGACGGAACUUAAGGUCGUGUGGAAAGAAUGCUGGCGAGGAGAAAGGAGAUGAAAAUAUCAAUGAAGGCAAAGAAAAUACCAAAGAUAAAGAUGCAAUCAGAAAAGAAUGUGUAAAUGCCAAAGAAUCGUUGACCGACGAUCUUGAAGAUAAACCUGCAGAGAGUGAUGAACUUCCUUCUGUGAAAGUUGACUGUAAAUCAGAAGAAAGUGAUUGUUUGAGCAGUCCAUUAAAAAUAAAGAGACCGAGGAAGCAGUAUGUUCGCGAAAGAUGCAGCCGUAGACUGUCGAAUAUCUCUGGAAUCACUCAUUCUGAUUUAGCAGAGGAUUCUACGAGAAUGGUCGAGGGUAAGGAGGUUUUGCCUAAAGUUAAUGAUAAAGAUUCAGAAAUAGGGGAUAGUGAAGUUUUGAAAACUAAAGUUAGGUCGAAUGAUGCGAAAUGCCACGUUGAAGAGGUUGUGAAUAAGGUUGAGCCACAAAUACAAGAGGCAGUUACGGAUGAUGAGAUUAUUGAUGUUGUUGCUGUGAACAAGAAUGUGAAAGAAGAGGCUCAGCCCAAAGCAGUGUCUGAGGAUGUCAAGAAAUAUGUAGACACAAAUGGCAACAAUGAAAACGUUGAUAAACAAAAGAAUGCUUUUGAAGCAGAACUCAGGCAUCGACAGAACGAAGAAGGCACUGACGAGCAACCAGUGAAACGGAAAAGGGGAAGACCACGGAAAUUUCCCAUUUCUGGGAAGAAAGAAUCUACGCCAAAAAGAGAAGAGUUAAGAAAAACUUCGUCAGCAGUAACAAUCAAGGACCCUGAUGACGUAGAGAGUUGUGAGGAGGACAGUAAUAUGUCUCGAGUUUUGCGAAAGACAUCUCGAGAGCCAGCAAUAACGCCAACAACUGCCAGGUCAAUUUUAGCUGCACAGACUGUGCAAGUGUACCAAACGAAAGCUGACUACACUCCUGAUAAAAAGAACUCUAAUAAAGUUUUGAAGCGAACCCCGUUGAGCAAACCUGUGAAGUCACCCAGGGUAACUCCAACGCGUUCCAAUAAACUCACUCCAAAGACAACACCAACUACACCAAAACGAUUUGAUACCAGUGGGAAACUCUCGUCCAGGGAAAGGUCUGAAAAAGGAGGCUCUGGUGUAAAAUUUUCGGGUAUAAAGAAGUCUCAAGAGAAAAAGUCGGCUUCUAAAAUGUCUAGUCAAAAAUCGUCAGAGAAGCGGAAGCCUGGCAGGCCACCAGCAGCGAAGUCACUUGAAAAGAAUAAUUCUUCGAUUGGAAUUUCUAAAAGAAAAUUGUCUUUUGAUGAAAAGCAGAAAGAUUUAAAGAAGAUGAAAAGAUCCAGUAAUAAUAAGGAUGCCAAGCCUACCCAAAGAUCAAGGGGACGCACCAAAGCUGCAAAAUCGGACGAAGAUGUCGAGUCGGUUGCAAGUCAGGGUAGCAGUGAUUUUGAAAAUAUCGUUUCCGCAGCAGACAUCGAAAUGUUCAAAGAGACCCAGGAGAAAGUGAAUCUCAAAAUGGAUACUGUUAAUGACAAUGCCAUGGAACAAGGAAUAAGGAAAGUUGAAUUCGGUGACUUCGAAAUCGAUACAUGGUACUCGUCUCCAUAUCCAAGCGAAUACAAAAUCCUUGGCAAAGUUUUCGUUUGCGAAUACUGUUUGAAGUAUACGAAAAGUGCAACCAUUCUGCGAAGACACAUGGCAAAAUGCUUAUGGAGACACCCGCCAGGCGAUGAGAUUUACCGAAAAGGAAACAUUUCAGUCUUUGAAGUUGAUGGAGCAAAGAGUCAAGCAUAUUGUCAAAACCUGUGUCUUUUCGCCAAGCUUUUCCUCGACCACAAAACCCUUUACUAUGAAGUGGAGCCAUUCUUGUUCUAUGUAAUGACCGUUGCUGAUACCUCAGGUUGCCACAUGGUGGGAUACUUCUCCAAGGAGAAGGUAUCUUUUCUAAACUAUAAUGUAUCCUGUAUUCUGGUAAUGCCACAUUGCAUGCAAAAGGGCUAUGGAAAAGUUCUUAUCGAUUUUAGCUACCUCUUAUCUCGUGUGGAAGGGAAGAUAGGCUCACCAGAGCGUCCGCUGUCAGAUCUAGGGCUGAUUAGCUAUCGAAGUUAUUGGAAAGAUGUUUUACUGCGAUACCUCAAUACUUUUCCAGAUGCACAAGUCAGCAUAAAAGAAAUGAGCCAGAAAACCUCUGUAAUGUCAAACGACCUGAUAAGUACAAUGCAGUAUCUUGGUAUGCUGAAAUAUUGGAAAGGAAAACACAUGAUCACAAUCCAGCAGGAUAUGUUAGACAUAUAUGAGAAGAAAAGUAAAGCUCGUGACAGGAUAAAAAUGGAUAUUGAUGAAUCUUGCCUCGAGUGGACGCCAAAGGAUUAUGGGCAAGCUAAAGGCAGGGUAAAGAUUCCCUGAAAAGAGAUGGAUACUAUCGCCCAUAUUUUUUGGCAUAGAAUUUCUGGCAUUGAAAUGCGCAAUUUUAUCGGCAUUAUUAGAUGACUGAAUUUUAAUGCAUACGAAAUCGAUUCCAUUAAUUCAGAAAGCUCCCUAUACUUAAUACGUCCCUGUAUUCUGUGAUUCUGUUUCAUGGAGUUUUCAUUUUGGCCUCGUGGUGAACCGAACAGCUUGUUAUUUAUUCCUUGCUGGGACUCAAAAGAACUCAAAAUCAUUUCAGCAGCUAUCGAGAGAAUGUGAAGACAGUUUUCUUUGAGUAUGUAAUGCACUGAGAAAACCAUUUCCAUUCAUUUUAAUAGCAAUGCUUAACAAAAUUGAACAUUUUACCCACGAACACACUUUGUGCAAUCAUUGUAGUAUUUUAGAUGUAUAUAGUAAAGUAAUCUAGUUGAUAUAAAUAGUACCGACGAAAUGAUAUGUUGUAUUAUUGUUUUUUGUUGCAACAUAAAAUUUUCAAGGUUUUUUAGAUCUGACCCGCCAAUUUUGAAGAAAUUUUAGUCAAAAUUUUAUUGAUAUUUUACUGAGAUUAGAUUCCUGUUGAAGCCAACUUCAUCGGUCACGAUUAAUCAGCACUAAACAACGAAAACUUAAGUAAAUUUUAAAUGUAACAAUGUACAUUUUAAUGGAAUGUGGAGAGAAUUUUUGUUCUGUAAAGACGGAACUCUAUCUGCCUUUUUCCAAAACAGUAUGCCAACAGUCAGAUUCUUUAAAUGGGGCUGGGCGUUUAUUGGUUAUGUGGAUAUUUGACUUAGCUGCUUAGACUUACUCCAUGAGCCUCUGUUUUGCUACUGCCUCACUUGACCAAUCAUAUAGAAGCGCCGAAGGAGCUAGAUGUCUAACUCGGGCCAUGCUGCGUACUGCCGAGUGAGGCAAAUUUGUUAACUCCCGCCAUUUUAAAUAGUGGCAAAAAGCGAGCUGCAAUAGGGUUCAGUAUGGAAAAUUGCUUGUUUUAAUGAAUGAUUUUCUCGUGGCUCACAACUAUUUCAGUGCUUUUCUGAUGCAGGUAGUUAGAGGAGAUAUAAAUCAACAAAAAAGUGGCGAUCGCCACCCGGGCCCUGUGUGCAAAAAAUUUACGGCCUUUCCGCGUUGGAGAAAAUUUUUUAACUUAAUGUCAAAUAUUUAAUACCCUAGACUGAUUGUAUUACGAUUAAAGUCUCAAUACACGCGCUUCAAACCACCCAAACCCUGGUUUCCGUUAUUUCAGCCAUGUAUUCAAUCUUACGUGUACCCUGGGUCCAAGAGCCAAAAAAUUUCGAGCGCGUAAACAGAAUGCCAAGCAGAGAAGCGAAUCAACGUACUCUUAUCUUCUAUUUCCGCUCCCUAAUUUAUGUGGCUCUGAUGCCCAGGGUAUCUGACUGUCAGAGACAGUGCUGUGGGAACGAAAUUCAUAUUGGGGGGGGCUGCUCAUUGUAUUUAUUUCCACUUAGUACACUGUUAUACAGGACAUAAGGCUUAGGCUGCAAUUAUUGGGAGGGGGGCUUCAGUAAAUGAAAAUAACGUAAAAUUCAAAACAGGAAUUUCAGAAGAGAGAUGACAAGGGGUCGUCACUUUCAUCUGGUUACAGAGAUCUGUAUCAGGAUUUAACAAUGCUAAGAAGAUUUGUUGACACAAAGAGAAAGCAAAAGAGCAAUAAGAGCCUUUUUUCAAAAUUUCAAGUUCAUAGAAUGUCAGAAUUGCUGGCAUUUGCAAAUUGCUACCAGCAGCUCAUCGAUCAAGUGAAAACAACAACUGGUGGAAAUAGAGAUCCUGAAAACAGAUGAUCUCAAGGAACCAGCUCUUAGAGAAGAAACUUAUGGAGAGGAAAACUGUGACUUUCAAGGUGGGGAUUCACAAAGAGAGAAAGGACCCCAAAGUCGACAUCGGCACCCUUUAUCAAAAGGGUAAAAGCUUGCCAACUGUGCAUACCCUGUGCGUUAAAAUUUUUGUACCGACGCUCAUUUUUAUUUUUUUUUAUAAAUUCAUAUCUUUAUCAUAUAUAACAAUUUUAUAAGAAUAUGAGCAUCAAAACUGGUCAAAAGUUGAGAUCAAAUUAGGAACAAGCUAAGGCUGAGUUACUAUUUAAUACAUUUUUGAACAACAUUUUAUCCCAAAAAGAGGAUUUUUAGCCAUGUGUGGUUGCUUUUCGGUGAAAAUAUUCAAUCUUGUCGUCAAAUGAAGGCUGUCUCACUCACUUUGUUGGCAAAUAAUGCCUGAACACCUCCCAAGAGCGAAAAAGCUAGCAAUCGCACUGCUUACACCCUAAUAAUUUAAGAACAAAUUAAGGACAAUCCACCCUCGGAUUUUUGCGAAAAUUAAGAACAGUCAGCCUGAACCUAAAUUUACUGGUUUUUAUAAAAAAAAUAAUUAGUGAAUACAACAUGCACCUAGCAGCAUACCCUUCCCUCUACAACGCGUAUAAAUGCUUGAUGACACUUAGCUGCACCCAAGUUUCCUUUGAAAGAUUAUUCAGCGCUACUGAUAAUUUCAAAGAAGAGAAAAUUU